UGAGAGGAGAGUGGGAGAAACUGAGAGAGAGUAGGAGGAAUGAAAAUAAGAGUUUAUAUGCAAGUCAGCAUCACAACUGGAUGCACACCAUUUCAUCAGCACAGACCUUUAUGUUAUGUAAGGCAAAGGGUGUCUGGAGAAAUUCUUAGCACUGGAAACCAACCAACAGUUCCCCAGUCAGUGUGAUGCCACAAGUCUCCUUUGAAUCCUAAAUCAAUUUACCCAUCACAGCUACUCAAACAUCUAUUAGACCCUUGUACUCUCAGCUGAACUCCAGCAAGUUGCCCUCGAAAUACCUUCACAGUGUUUUCUAAAAACAUCUCAAAUGGUCUCAUUCUUCCCCAUAAGCAAACUUUCACCAUAAAUAAUGUAAUGUUAUUGAAAUUUCGCCACAACUCCUAAAUAAGUCGUUUUAACGAGAGAAAGAGGAGGACAGCACAGCAUUUAUGUCAAACGUGAUACUGCACUAUCUUUGUUGUGCUCAUGGCAAAAAAUACGAGUUCCUCCUCAGUCUUAGAAAAAUGGGAUUCUAUACCAAUUGAACAGUCAUCCGAACCCAUUUUUAAAACCCCUUCCCCCUUUUGGAAUCAGGAUUUAAUAUACAGAAGAUCCAGACGAGUACAGGAAUCCACACCUGAUGUUGUCACAGGUGGAUUUAACUUGUAUUCUUACAGGUGUGAUUUAGGCUCUGUCACGACCCCAGACCUCUCUUGUGUUAUAGGAGCAAAUCAGAUCCACCCUUCACCGAGUCUGAACUCUACAAGUAGGAGAUAUCUACCACCUUCAUCAAAAUUCCUUGUCAAUGACCCAAACAUGCUGCACAGUCUUGGAAGGGGUACUUCAUACUGGAAUUAUUUAACUCCAGAAGUAGGACAUGCACCUGUUAAAGGUUUCAGAAAGCUGGAUAAUCCACAGAUCGACCCAUUGUCAGCUUCAUAUUUGUAUAGAGGGGUUGUUAGGGAUACUCUAAGAAGAGAUAUUCCAACUGAGGAAGUCAAAUUAUGCAUGCAAAAAGAGAGACCGAGAUAUCCACAUUGGUACCACGAACCGCAAAAUCAGAGAAUCUGCUCCAAAAGAGAUCAUGAGAGACAUUAUGUGACAAACAACCCACUUCUAGGUUCUCUAUUACAUACAGAUUCUAAUAGAGAAUAUUUUAGACACAAUAUUGAGUACAACCAUCACCAGCAGCUCGAUUUGAACCGCUCUACUCAUGCUGGGCCUGAAGAAUCAAAGCGGGAAAGUGAAAAGCAAAAAAGAGAGGAGCUCCCCCUGCUGGUCUGGAGAGACGAAUCAGAAAAACACAAUCACCAAACGAACACUAGCACACACUCUAAAUCCUCAUCUUCUGCCCUGAGGGUUCUCCAUCGCUUUGCAGAAGGCUCUUUGGUGGAGCUUGAAGGCGGUCGACUGAAGCGGGUGGAGGAUUUAAGGAUGGAUGAUUUGGAGAGGUGUGCUCAGUUACAUCCUGAGCUGACGCUGAGGCGUUUCACUGUGUUGAAGUUGACACCUUCACACACACCAACGCUCUCAUGUUUACAUGUGGAGAUUGAGCAUGACCAUUCACAGUUGUCUCUGGAGGUGAGUGAAGGGCUGCCCUUCUUCGUUUGUGGGCAUGGCUGGUCCUCCUGUAACCCUCAACAUACAAGUCAAACCUGCAGACUACAAUGCCGCAAACUUAAGGUGGGUGAUGUGUGCCUGGCACUAACGCAUUUGGCCACCUCUUCAUCUCUGCCUGCCAAUCAGAGCCUAGCUGAAGUGGGUGGAGAUCACACAGUCCCAAAGUUUCAUGCCGAAACCAACCCCACACUGCAGCAAAAGCAUAAAUCAAGAAAGAGACACUUCACAGCUCCUGAACUCAGGGAAAUUUCCAAGGUACACCACACCGAAGACUGAGCAGCUUUGUAGAAUUAUAACAAAACAAACAAAAAAAAAUUCUCAGAAUUACAGUUAAAACACAGUUUUUUUAAUUGUACAAGUCUUUGUACAUUGUAAAUACAAUCUUUUUAAAGUAAAUAUGUGUACAUAGUAACUGCAAUGUUACCGAAUCAGUUACACUACCGUUCAAAGGUUUAGGGUCAGUGAGUUAAUUUUUUAAAAUAAAUAUUUUUAAUGAUAAUAUUUUUAUUUUAUAAGUGGUAAAACGUGAUGGUACAUUUUUUUUUACAUUGUUA
Messenger RNA from Cyprinus carpio (common carp), 2171 nucleotides. RefSeq lists its product as uncharacterized. Gene Ontology annotation, biological process: regulation of DNA-templated transcription. The record is from RefSeq and is a predicted model, not a curated record. NCBI's taxonomy places the organism in Eukaryota, Metazoa, Chordata, Actinopteri, Cypriniformes, Cyprinidae. Gene Ontology annotation, molecular function: RNA binding; protein binding.